UUUUCUUUUAUUUUAUUCUUUUAUUUGUGUUUUUAACAUUUUAUUCCUCACACUCUAAGCGCUCUUUUUGUUAUAUUUUCCAUUAAUGUUUUUUUUAAACCUGUUUUCUUCCAGAAAACUUUGUGCAAGAAACUGUAAUUUGUUUAUUUUGAGCAGUCUUAUGAUUUUCUUUAGGUGUUUCUUUUAAUUUGUUGGGGAUUUUGUACUUAGUGCCGACGAAAUGGGGUUUUUUUUUGUUUUUUCAAUUUAUUGCGUAGUUUAUCCAGAAUACAUGUUUUCUCACUACUUUCUACUUUUUCCUGUCCAAAUCCAUUUUAUCUUUGUUUUUGUCCCAUUUGAUCUUUAUAUAACCUUUCACCGUUCCUUCAAUGGAUUGGGAUUUUAAAAUGCUAUCCUUUUGACCGUCCAACAUGCGAUCUUUUCCUCUUCUUUCACAUUAUCGGAUUAUCUUUUAUCUUCAGGUUCCCAAAAGGCAUUCUUCUUUUGACUACGUUGUAAUUCAGGUGUGAUUGAGGAUGAAGUAUGUUUUGGUAUCUGGAGGUGUGGUUAGUGGACUCGGAAAGGGUGUUACGGCGAGCAGCAUCGGUCUGGUUUUGAAAGCAUGUGGCCUUCGAGUCACUUCAAUAAAGAUAGAUCCAUAUCUGAAUACUGAUGCAGGAACCAUGUCUCCUUUUGAACAUGGGGAGGUGUUUGUCCUAGAUGAUGGUGGUGAGGUUGACCUGGACCUUGGAAAUUAUGAGCGGUUUCUUGAUGUCAAGUUGACUCGGGACAAUAACAUAACCACUGGGAAGAUAUACCAGUCUGUUAUAGACAAAGAAAGGAAAGGGGAUUAUUUGGGGAAAACUGUCCAGGUGAUUCCUCACAUUACAGAUGCCAUUCAGGAGUGGAUCGAACGUGUAGCUAUGAUUCCUGUGGAUGGGAAAGAAGGGCCUGCAGAUGUUUGUGUCAUAGAAUUGGGUGGCACAGUUGGUGAUAUUGAGUCUAUGCCAUUCGUUGAAGCCCUGCGCCAGUUCUCUUAUCGUGUUGGACCCGGUAACUUUUGCCUUGUUCAUGUCAGUCUUGUACCUGUCUUAAAUGUUGUUGGUGAACAGAAAACAAAACCCACUCAGCAUAGUGUUCGGGAGCUCAGAGGAUUGGGAUUGACGCCAAACAUCUUAGCUUGCCGCAGUGCUACAGCCCUGGAAGACAAUGUGAAGGAAAAACUUUCUCAAUUUUGCCAUGUUCCGUCAGCAAACAUCUUUACGCUUUAUGAUGUUUCAAACAUUUGGCACAUACCAUUGCUUUUAAGAGAUCAGAGAGCACAUGAAGCAAUUUUGAAAGGGCUGAACCUCUUGGGGGUCGCUAGACAACCUGUAUUGGAUGAAUGGACUGCUAGGGCCAAACUUUGUGACAACCUGACCACUCCGGUCAGAAUUGCAAUGGUUGGUAAAUACACGGGAUUGGCUGAUUCAUAUCUCUCUGUCUUGAAGGCCCUGUUGCAUGCUUCAAUUUCAUAUUCCAGGAAACUUGAAAUAGAAUGGGUUCCAGCUGCUGACCUUGAAGAUACAGCUGCAAGAGAGAUGCCAAAACGUCAUGUAGAGGCAUGGGAAGGAUUAAAGCGUGCAGAUGGAAUUCUAGUCCCAGGAGGUUUUGGGGACCGAGGGGUGCAAGGGAAGAUCAUUGCUGCAAAAUACGCUCGAGAACAGAAUAUUCCAUACCUUGGCAUUUGCCUAGGAAUGCAAACUGCUGUCAUUGAGUUUUCUCGCUCAGUCCUUGGUCUGCAAGAUGCAAAUAGUACCGAAUUUGAUCCAGACACCACAAGCCCAUGUGUUAUUUUUAUGCCAGAGGGUUCAAAAACUCAUAUGGGAGGUACAAUGCGUCUGGGUUCAAGGAGGACAUAUUUUCAGGUCAAGGACUGCAUCACAGCCGAGUUAUAUGGCUAUGCCAAAUAUGUAGAUGAGAGGCAUCGACAUCGAUAUGAGGUGAAUCCUAAUAUGGUUGAAAUACUUGAAAGUGCCGGUCUAUCUUUUGUCGGUAAAGACGACAGUUGCAGACGAAUGGAGAUCCUUGAGCUCCGUGGUCAUCCUUACUUUGUUGGUGUUCAAUUUCAUCCUGAAUUCAAGUCGAGACCUGGAAGACCUUCUGCAGUUUUCUUAGGUCUUAUUCGAGCAGCAAGCCAUCAGUUGAAAAGUAAUCCGAAAAAUGUGCAGUCUGUCAACAAAAUGCACACGAAGAAUUGUUCAAGCAAUGGAGUGGCAUACUUAGCAAACGGAAGCCCGACUAAACCCUCCACCAAUGGCUCCUUGAAAAGCAGCUUUUACUCAAAUGGCAAUGGCAUACAUCAUUAAUAGAAGACUGGAAGACUGGUAUCAUAUUAUGCAUGCAAUUUUGUGGAGUCUCUCUCUCUCUUUUUUAUUUUCCUUUUUUUUUUUUGGUUCUUCUGGCGGAGUUUGUUUUGUACAGUGUUCGAGAAAUAGAGUUCAUUAGGACUGGUUUCAACCUUAUCUGGGGCUUUUUGACUCGGAUGGGGGUUGCUCUGUUUUUCGAUUUUAUUUUUUUCUCCUGAA
Amborella trichopoda is the source of this 2546-nucleotide messenger RNA. NCBI's taxonomy places the organism in Eukaryota, Viridiplantae, Streptophyta, Magnoliopsida, Amborellales, Amborellaceae. The record is from RefSeq and is a predicted model, not a curated record.